GCCGCCGCGGUGCUGCCGGUGCCGCGCUCCGCACGGAGCGGUUGCGGACGGGCGACGCGUCCCCGUCUGCCCCCACCGCACACUGCCCGCCGGAGAGGCGGGGUGGCUGCGGCGGGGGACGGGGCACAGGCUCGGCUAAAAUCAGCCCUCGCCUAAUAAAGCGAUGGGGCCCGGUGCCCGCGCCCUAUAAAUACGCUCGGUGCGCGACCAGCGGGCUUUGGCCGGCGCGGCUCGGCUCGGCUCUGCAGGCGGGCGGUGCAGACAGCGCAGCAGGGCCGCCACUGCCGCCGCCUCCGCUGCCAGGGCAGCCCCGCACCCCAGCGAGAUGCCCCGGGUAGACGCAGACCUCAAACUGGACUUUAAAGAUGUCCUGGUCAGACCUAAAAGGAGCAGCCUCAAAAGCAGAGCAGAGGUUGACCUUACGCGCACCUUCACCUUCCGUAACUCCAAGCAGACAUACACAGGAAUUCCCAUUAUAGUGGCAAACAUGGACACUGUGGGGACAUUUGAAAUGGCUGUGGUUAUGGCAAAACAUGCAAUGUUCACUGCAAUUCACAAGCAUUAUUCUCUGGAAGAAUGGAAACUGUUUGCUGCCAAUCACCCAGAAUGCCUUGAGCAUGUAGCAGCAAGCUCAGGUAGUGGACAAAAUGAUUUGAAAAAAUUAACAAGUAUUCUAGAGGCCAUUCCAGCUAUCAAAUACAUCUGCCUAGAUGUGGCAAAUGGCUAUUCAGAGCAUUUUGUGGAGUUUGUGAAGUCCGUCCGUGCCCUGUUCCCACAUCACACCAUUAUGGCAGGCAAUGUGGUGACCGGAGAGAUGGUAGAAGAACUUAUUAUUUCUGGAGCAGAUAUUAUUAAAGUGGGUAUUGGACCAGGUUCUGUGUGUACCACUCGAAUUAAGACAGGGGUGGGCUAUCCACAGCUAAGUGCUGUUAUUGAGUGUGCAGACUCAGCACAUGGCUUGAAAGGACAUAUCAUCUCUGACGGAGGAUGCAGCUGCCCAGGAGAUGUCGCCAAAGCGUUUGGAGCUGGUGCUGACUUCGUCAUGAUUGGAGGAAUGUUUGCAGGCCAUGACCAGAGUGCUGGAGACAUUAUAGAAAGGAAUGGCAAGAAGGUGAAACUAUUCUACGGAAUGAGCUCUGAUACAGCCAUGAAGAAGCAUGCAGGAGGAGUUGCUGAAUACAGGGCUUCAGAGGGCAAGACUGUGGAGGUACCAUACAAAGGGGAUGUGGAACACACCAUCCUGGACAUCCUCGGCGGGCUGCGCUCCACCUGCACCUAUGUGGGAGCUGCCAAACUCAAGGAACUGAGCAAGAGGACGACGUUUAUCCGGGUCACCCAGCAGCACAAUGAGGUCUUCUCCUAGCCGAGGCCUGGGGGCCUGGAGAGAGGGCUGGGGGAGAAGAGCAGGAAGGGCUGCUCUUUGCUUUCUCCUCCAUGUUGUGUUAGUGGCUAACUUCCCUCUCUCUCUCUCAGAAUGGCAAUGUUAUAGCCAUUGGCUAUGGCUGGGAUUUGGAAGGGGAAGGUCAUGCACAUUAACACAGUGCCAUCAGAAUUCAAUAGCCUCAUAUUUUAUCGUUGUGCCUAUUUUAUUUUUUAAUCAUUUCUUCACUUGUUUUUUUGCCCCCUCUGAUAAAUAGCUGCUGAAACCUCAGUUAACAAGGAAUUGGCUUGUACAGACAUGGCUGUUAACGCCUGCACACAUUCACACAUUCCCUUUUCUAAGACUGACCUGUCAGCUACCACCAUUUUCUGGCAGUGCACCUUUCAGAAAUUGCAGGCUGGGAGAAAAAAAGAUGCAAGGAAUUGCAUGGAGAAAUAAAAAAACCCUCAAAUUCUCUUCAUCUUUUCUCUGACUAAAGAAUGGAUGUUAUGGCACAGCUGCCAGCCUGCAAAAUGUCAGAGGUGGAUGGUAGAUGAGGCCUGGCUGCUGGUGAUAUGUGAUGCUAAAAAUGCAAGAUCUCUGUCGCUUUCAGUUCACAGGGCUGAUGUUCUUACUUGAACCUCCCUGUUCAAUGGACUUAUCCCUUCAGAGAAGUGGGCACUGAAUGUAGCAAAACCAUGCUGGCCCCCCUGCCCCCAUGUGAGGAGAUCAUUCAGGUGAUCACUUUUCAGAGCUUGCCUGCUUUAUCAUAAGUGCAGUUAUUGAAUUACCUGGGUUUCCUGCUUUUACCUGUUCUCUGGGAACAGAUUUUUAAGACAUUGAAACUCAGCAACUGUAACGCUGACAAGAGGGGAUGAUUCUUUGUAGCCCUCCCUGUUCCCUUGCCUGCUCAAACCCAUUUAGCAAAGAUGUAAAAAUGCUGUGCAUUGUCUGUGGCUAGGUGGAGAAGGUCAGAGGGAUUGAAUUGCCUUCUGGUUAUGUGGUACCACUCCUUUGCAGUCUUUGACAUCAUGUAAAGCAAGAGAGAGCUUUUGGCAGAACAGCCUGGUUGAUUGCAAGACACUGUCAGGCUGAGAUAGAGUUAAAGCACUUGCUCUAAAGGUUUGAGACUCUGGGUAACACCUCAGUAAAGUAUAAUGGCCUGAUAAUUAAUUGAUAAAUCACAAUGAAAAUUUCUUUGGAAAUACAUGUUGCAUUCACAUGAAUACCACAGUAGCUUGAUAUGAUAAAUUAUAUAAAAGUGAGCACCAGUGAAUUAAUAAUCCUUGGCCACUUACUUUAAACUGUUGAGAUCAUAAUGCAGCUAAUGUUACUUCAGUACUUCAGACUCUUACUUUCCCCUCCUGUAGACAUCUGUGGAAAGAGGCCAAGCUUCCUUUGAAAAGCAAAAAAGUGAUCUGUAGGAAAAGGAAUAGCAAAGAGAAACUCUAGAAUUAAACUCAUAUGCUGGACUACUCAAGAAGCCCAGUCACAAGGACUGGUACAAUUGGCCAUGCUGAGAAGCAAAUUCAGGCCACAAGCUGAUCCCUGGUGAUUUUUAAGUGUGUUGUGCACAUUAGAAAAAGCACAGGGUAUCUUCUAAAUUGCCUGGUAUUUUAAAUGUCUUCCAUUUAACAUGUAGGAUGUACUUUUUAAUUGUGGGAUGACCUCUUCCUCUGCUUUGGAAGAGGAUGAGGGCCUUGAUGUGAGCACAGGUUGUGCUUGUGCUGGCUGCAAGGACCAUUUGUCUUGCCCACAUAUCAUAAAGGAAUGCAGAAGAGAAGCAGGCCCUGUGAAUCCAGGCCCUGAUCUCUGUUCCCUCCAGCCUGGAAGCAUCAUGUUAAGAGAAUGCCAGGCUUCUUUACCAUAGAAAGGUGCCACGGGCCACCCACCUACUGCUCUCAGCUGCACUAGGCACAGAGCAGGGGCAGUGUGACCUCUCUGCAUCAGUACAGCUGUGGGACAAUGCUGUUCCUCUGUUUACAUGAUGUAAAGGGGAAGCAAAUGGACAUCUCUGUCAGGAGUGGGGUUGGACCACCAUGGCCCAGGCCUGACCACAGGCAUGUCUCCACACUGGUGCCUUUACAUGUGGGAAUUGCAGCACUCUGCUGGUCUCAUGCCCACUCUCACUAGCGCUUUUCUACUUUUUUUAGCUACAUUUCUAAGUGGAAUUUAAGAAAUACAUAUGCAUAUAAGAAAAAAUAUAUAUUUGUAAACAUUUUUUUAAAAGAUCAUGCACACACCAAACCAAGCAGCUUCAUGAUGGCCUCAAAACAGUUUCUUUUCCGAAGGGCAGGUGCUGGGGGCAAUGGGAGGCUGCCUCUCUACAAAUGUGGCAAACUCUUCCACCUCCUUUCCUUCCCCUCCUGCACAUACCUCUGAUCAGUGGCUAACACGAGAGGGACAGGCUAUUCUUAGGCUGUCCCCAGAAUUCUUCAGGCUGUGAAUGACAUUGAUGCCAUGAAUGGUGACUGAUAAAGUUUUGAUGUUACCUAUUUGGUUUUCUGAAUAGCAGGUCUUACCAUUUUUUUGAUAAGCAGCAUAUUUUCUUUUGUUUUCUCCUCUUCAAAAGUGAGCAGGAGAGAGAAAUGAGAUGCAGAAAGGCUGAACUGGUGGCACGUCUGCAUCUCACCCAGUUAUAUGUGAAUUUUGUUCAGGAAUAACCCUUAGCUAUGUCAGUGCUCGUCAUUGACAAUGUACAUGUGCAGCUCUUAGACAGGCUGGAAA
Molecule: messenger RNA, 4087 nt
Organism: Lonchura striata (white-rumped munia)
Lineage: Eukaryota; Metazoa; Chordata; Aves; Passeriformes; Estrildidae
Gene: GMPR
Product: guanosine monophosphate reductase
Biological process (GO): nucleotide metabolic process
Cellular component (GO): GMP reductase complex
Molecular function (GO): GMP reductase activity
Source: RefSeq, a predicted model, not a curated record